Molecule: messenger RNA, 4127 nt
Organism: Moneuplotes crassus
Lineage: Eukaryota; Ciliophora; Spirotrichea; Euplotida; Euplotidae
Source: the annotation of a GenBank genome assembly
AAUAACCUUAACAGCAGGAGCAAGAACAUGUUCUCAGACACUACACUCGGACUAGAAGGGGAUCCCAGCAACUCCAGAUUUGUUGACUCCAAUAAGUCAGAGUACACCAACUCUGACAAGAAUCCUCAUAUGCUCGGUGUAGCUAACAGGGAUUCUUUCCAUAAUCAGAACAAAGCUGUUUUUGGCAUUAAUAAUGGGUAUUACCAAGGCUUUGGAAAUAUCAAGGAUGAAGAAGAGAUAAAAAUGUUCCAUAAUGAGAAAUAACAAGGACGAUAAAGAUAGAAUUGAUGUCUUCUUAUUAGGAGAAAAAGUCUUGCCGGACUCUCGCUCACAGUCUUCCUUUGAUAACAAUGAAUCAUACAGUUCAGAGUCUGAAGAGAAUGAAUCUGAGACAGAAGAAGAGAAAUAAGCUCUCAAAGGAGAACUUAGCACUUAUAGAUGAACCUGAAGUGAAGAAGAACCUUGAGGUUGUGUGAGUAGACCCAAUUUCGUGUUUGCAUUACCGACUGUCAAUGUCUACUAAUAAUCUCAUAAUCGAGCCACACAUUGAAAUCAAAUUUCCUAAGGAUAAUGAUAAAGAAAAAGACAUUGAACUCGUUAAGGAAAGAGAGAAAUAAAAUGAGAGAGGAGUGAGAGAAAGAAAUCAAGGACAAAAUACAGAAGCAUCGGAAUAUCAUCAGGAACCUCAUAAAGCUAGAAGGCUUCAUAUGGCUCUCGAAUAAGGGAGAGGCUGAUAAGUAUCGAAGGAGAAAGCUUCCCCAGUACCUUUUAACAAGAGAGUUGUCUGAUUAUCCUUGCUAUAUCUUUCAAUCAGAGCUGAGUAAAGCUUUUAAUUCAAUUCCUCAUAUAAAUCUGAGGGUGAACCUGAUGAAAUAUGACGACAAGAUUAAGAUGAAGAAGAAAAAUAAGGCUAUCAAGAAGUUUUUUGUAGAGAUAAAGGAGUCUCUAGUCACCAGUUCAAAAGAGACCAUAAAGAAUGUACUCCAUGAAAUCAAAAAUAAAUACGGAGUCCUCAUUGAGCCUGCUGGCGAAGGUUCCAUGCUCAUCCUUAAAGUGGAUGGCUUCAGAGAGUACUUCAAAGGAAACUACCAACUCCUGGCAUAUGAAAGAGUCAGAUUAUGCCUAAGAGGGAAGAAGGACAAAUUAGACUUAAUUCUCACUGAAAUCCCCAAAAUGCAUGUUGACAAGUUCUUCCCACCUCUGUUCCUAUUUGAGGAGGGAGAGAAGUUUGAUUUUGGACAUAUCAUGUGGAGUAGUCCCUACUUUUGGUACCCUCCUGUCUCUGGCCUUGAUAAAAUAGUCGAAAGCUCUUAUAUCAGAAGCGAUAAGAAGAAUAAAUAUUUGGUUAAGAUUCCUCACGAAUCUUUCAGAAGGAAAAGGAGGGGAACCCUUUAUCGCAGGACUAGCUCAAAAGUUAAGAUGAGGUCUGGGAAUUGUAACUAUAAGUUCAAAUUCAAACUAAUCGGGUUCGAACGCUUGUGAAAAGUCUUUAACGAGAUCAUCCUUGGUGAAGAAGCUACUGAUAAUAAGGCCACUCAGCCCAGGAAUGUUACUUUAAUGAAGUUCAAGAAGAAGGAAUUCAAUGCUUUAGCAUCCCAAGCUAAAAUAAGUAAUAUCCAUAAGAGAUUAAAGCGAACAAAGAUGAUAAAAUCUAUUUAUAAAAAGGUAGAUCAGUAUGACAGUCAGAGUUAUUUAUUGGGAAUCAAUUCAAUGUUUGGUAACUUUUCCAUAAAUUAUGACAAAAUUGCACGCUUCAAGCAAAUCAUGUUUGGGAAGGGGUCCAUCACUCCUUUGUAUCUCCAGGUGGAAUGAAUGCUGUAUCACGGUUGUGAGCUUUUGUCUAAUGUAGUUAAAUCAAAGAAAAUAAAUUUCAACAACAAUGCAAAGUUCAAUGAAUGGAUCUCGUUCGAUAAGAUGCGCUACUGUGAAUUAAGCAAGAAGACCAGACUUAGCUUUAAUAUCAGAAUGAAUACCUCUGAAGAUAUUGAAAUGAUCAUUGGCUCAGUCAGUAUUAAUUUAUUCGACGACCAAGGGAAGCUAAACUCAGGCAUCAGAGAUUUGAACAUCUGGCCCUUCUACUCAAUUGAUUCGAGACUUGGGUGAAUGAAGGAGUAUUAUGGAGUUUCUAAAGACAAGAGCAUCUCUGGGAUAAAUUUCAACACCUUGUUCUCAAAACUAUACAUUGAACUUGAGUCGUUUGCUUUGCCGAUGUAUUACUCCCCAAGAACUGAUGAAGAUAUGAAGAAUAUCUACUUUUCGAGUAAUAAGCAAGAUGACCAAGAUAAGGAGAAUUUGAUAGAUGCUGCAGUGACCAAUGAAGACUUGGCAGAUUUGAAGAAGUACCUGCUCAAAAAUCCUCUCCAAGAUCUAGCUCCAAAGGAGAAAGAUAUUCUGUUUAAGUGUAGGGAACAUUACCAGACUCUUCCUUCUGGCCUUCCAUUAUUUUUGAGGAGUGUUAGAUGGAACAGACCAGUUCAAGUUAAUGAGGUUUAUAAAAUGAUCCAAAAUUGGGCACCUAUGGACCCAGAAGAUGCUAUCUGCCUCCUUGAUGCAAAAUUUCCUGACGAUGAGGUGAGAAGAUAUGCAGUUAGCCAAAUUUCGAGAUUAAGCGAUGAUAAAAUCUCUCUUUAUAUGAUUCAAUUUGCUCAAGCAAUCUUAUAUGAAGAGCAGCAUUUGAGCCCUCUUGCUGAAACUCUUAUUGAACGAGCUCUCAAAAACCCAUGUGUUGUAGGCCAUAGUUUCUUUUGGGCUUUGAAGUCCAAUCUGCAUAUGAAGCCUUCUUAUGAACGAUACUCAAUCUUAUUAGAACAAUUUCUGUUGUUAUGUGGAAAAUUUAAGGAGGAAUUGAACAUCCAAUGCAAGGUCAACAACAUUCUUGCCCAAGUCUCUCAAAAGAUCUGGAACCUCAAGAACAUCGAGAAGCAGCCAUGGGACAAGGUCAAGGAGGCUGGCAAGAUCUUCUUGAGCAGAGCAAGGAAGCAUCUACCCCUCUUAUUCACAUUCACAGGAGAGCCUAAGGUGGUGAUCUCUGAGUUUAAUUAUGAAAGCUUUACGGUCUUUUCUUCUAAAAAGAUUCCUCUCAGAAUCACUGGCAUAAACCAGCAGCCUGGAGGGGACCCAAUUGUCACAAUAUUUAAGAAUGGAGAUGAUCUCAGGCAGGAUAUUCUAACAAUGCAGAUGUUGUACCUCAUGGACAAGAUUUGGUUGGAUAAUGAACUUGACUUAUGUAUGAAUCCUUACAAAGUUAUUGGGACUGGCUGAGAGCAAGGCUAUCUAGAGUUUGUUGCUAACUCUACUACUCUGGCUUACAUCCAAUACCACAAAGGUAUCUGGAAAACCUUUCGUGACGAUACAAUCGAUAAAUUCAUGACUGACAAAGUCAACGAAAAAUGAUCCUCUGUUCAAGAGAAGGAGGCAAUGUGGAAGAAGAUUCAGUAUAACUUCAUCAGAAGUACUGCAGGCUACUGUGUCGCUAGUUACAUUCUUGGCCUUGGUGAUAGACACCCAGACAACAUCAUGCUGAACAUGGAUGAAGGAAAUCUCUUUCAUAUUGACUUCGGUCAUUUCUUAGGAAACGUUAAGAAAAAGUAUGGCUUUAAACGUGAGAGGGACCCUUUUGUGCUCACCAAAGAAAUGGUUGCCUUCAUCAACAUCAAUAUUGAAGACAAGUUGAAGGGUGAAGAGUCCUACAUUCCAAUAUCGAGCAGGAAGGAAAUGUCUCUCCAAGAUUUUCAGAAUUUACAAGACGAAGCCAUUUUUGAUGAAAUAAAUGGAAAUUAUUAUGGAGAAGGGAAGCCUAACAAGAAAAAAACCAAGAAUUUUCAACUCUUUGAGUCAUUGUGCUGUCAGGCUUACAAUAUAUUGAGAAAAGAAGGGCAUAAAUUCAUCAAUAUGUUCUUGAUUAUGCUCUCUGCUGGAAUGCCUGAGUUGAGCAAGGAAAAAGAUAUCCAAUCAAUAGUAGACGCUUUGGUGCUGGAUUACACAGACCAAGAAGCCUCUGUUCAUUUUAGGAAAGAGAUAGCAAGAGCAUCAAGGACUUGGUCGCGAAGGUUUGACAACUUUAUUCACAACAUCAAGGCGAAGUAUUCAUAAUUUCUGACUGAAUAAAUCUUUAUGUUGAAAUUCAA